CAAGGUUCUCUUAUUCUACGCAACGAGGUACUUGUCCUUGGACUGCUCACUUCAAUAUAUCUCUUCGUCUCAAGAAAUUUGAUCAUCUCGCGUAUGGAUAAAGUGCCUCUCACAUGGCGUUGGUUAGGACUUUUCAUGAUGACUGUGUCAGCGAGGCCAAUGAAGUCAUGACGGCCGGUCAAGACUGAGUCUUGACUCUGAACCAAAAAGUCGCUCUCAAUACUGUGGAACUUCCGGUUGUGCCCCAGUCCAAGCUCGUCCACUCCCCCGUCACUCGCGGUGAAAACGGUGUCAUAUUCGGACGCAUGAGAUAGACGAGGGAGAACUUGGUCUGGUCACAAGUCGGGCGGAGGCUCAAUCCGGUGCAAACACGAUCGAAGAGCGCUUUUCGAAAGGGCAGUCAAGGAGUCUCCCGCGUUUACGAUCGCGUGCCCGGGUUCGGGAGCAAUGUACCGCCAAACCUCCAGGCCUGGCAUGCAUACUUGUAACCCGCCAGUGUUGGAAAGACGAUUGCCAGUCUCCCAAGGUUGGUAUGUGCAAUGUGGCCAAUAUUCGCGUCACUACUGCCGUAAGGCAGAUACUUGAGUAGACCAAGACCUGUCGUUGAUAGCUCGCACUUGCGAUGGCAGUCUUUCAGGUCGCGAGAGAGCUGCAAUGCCCGCGACAA
Aspergillus novofumigatus IBT 16806 is the source of this 667-nucleotide messenger RNA. RefSeq lists its product as uncharacterized. Lineage: Eukaryota; Fungi; Ascomycota; Eurotiomycetes; Eurotiales; Aspergillaceae. The annotation marks the transcript as partial. The record is from RefSeq and is a predicted model, not a curated record. The transcript has a single exon.